Messenger RNA from Exophiala oligosperma, 1304 nucleotides. RefSeq lists its product as uncharacterized. The coding region runs from base 62 to 1147 and encodes 361 amino acids. Gene Ontology annotation, biological process: isocitrate metabolic process; tricarboxylic acid cycle. The transcript has 4 exons. The record is from RefSeq and is a predicted model, not a curated record. Gene Ontology annotation, cellular component: mitochondrion. NCBI's taxonomy places the organism in Eukaryota, Fungi, Ascomycota, Eurotiomycetes, Chaetothyriales, Herpotrichiellaceae. Gene Ontology annotation, molecular function: isocitrate dehydrogenase (NAD+) activity; NAD binding; magnesium ion binding.
UAGUUUCGUUUCUGCGCUCGAGACUCUCUUUUUCUACAAGCUCUUGAUCCAUACUUACACCAUGGCUGCACGAACGUUAAGAAUAGGCCUGAUUCCGGGUGACGGUAUCGGUCGCGAAGUUAUUCCGGCCGGUAGACGUAUCCUCGAAUCACUCCCUUCCUCUCUGGGCCUCAACUUCUCCUUUGUCGACCUCGAUGCUGGUUUCGAUUGCUUCAAGCGCACGGGUAGCGCACUCCCAGACAAGACGGUGGAAACACUACAGAAAGAAUGUGACGGAGCCCUCUUUGGGGCCGUGAGCUCCCCCACGACCAAAGUAGAAGGCUACACGUCUCCCAUCGUGGCUCUACGGAAGAAACUUUCGUUGUACGCCAACGUGCGGCCUUGCAAGACGACGGCGUCGCCCGCGUUCUCCUCGCCGACUCCCCACCCGAUCGACCUCGUCAUCGUGCGCGAAAACACCGAGGACCUGUACGUCAAGGAGGAAAAGACCUACCCCGACCCGUCCGGCGAGGGUCAGAUCGCCGAGGCCAUCAAGAGAAUCUCGACGAAAGCGUCGUGGCGCAUCGCCAACAUCGCAGGAGACAUCGCCGUGAGGAGGCAAAAGAUGCGCGCGAACGGACAAGAAAAGCCGGGCAUGGUGACCAUCACCCACAAGUCCAACGUCCUCUCCCAGACCGACGGAUUGUUCAGGGCGACGGCCCGCGAGGCCCUGAGUCAGUCCAAGUUCAAGGGACUGCAGAUCGAGGAACAGAUCGUCGACAGCAUGGUGUACAAGCUGUUCCUGCAGCCGCAGUACUACGACGUCAUCGUCGCCCCCAACCUGUACGGCGACCUGUUGAGCGACGGCGCCGCCGCUCUCGUCGGCAGUCUGGGCCUCGUGCCCAGCGCCAACGUCGGCGAGGGCAUCGUCAUCGGUGAACCCUGCCACGGCAGCGCGCCCGACAUCGAGGGCAAGAACAUCGCCAACCCCAUCGCCACCAUCCGCAGCGUCGGCGUCAUGCUCGAGUUCCUGGACCUGCCCGAGGCCGCCAACGUCAUCUACAACGCCGUCGACAGGAACCUCGCCGAGGGCCGCUUCGUGAGUCCCGACCUGGGUGGGAAGGCGACGACGGACGAGGUGCUCGGCGAUAUCCUGAAAAAGUUGUAAACCAUUUAGAACUUCUUGACCAGGUAUGAGUAUGCUGGCAAGACAAAAAUUUCCAAUGAGAAGAACUCAAAAGUAAAAAAAGAAAUGAAAAAGGCUCGGCCUCGUACUUGUACAGAUAUUCAAUCCACGCAGGCGAUUACUCCCUACAAGACUUGUG